Messenger RNA from Cannabis sativa, 2263 nucleotides. RefSeq names its product probable inactive purple acid phosphatase 27. The record is from RefSeq and is a predicted model, not a curated record. Gene Ontology annotation, molecular function: metal ion binding; acid phosphatase activity. Lineage: Eukaryota; Viridiplantae; Streptophyta; Magnoliopsida; Rosales; Cannabaceae. Bases 180 to 2036 code for a protein of 618 amino acids. The transcript is spliced from 12 exons.
AUUAACACGUAAACCAAAUCAAACAAUAAUUAAUUUCUACUCAGCUACCAGUCAAAACUCAAAACUCGAUCUCACUCACGAUUUCCAAUUUGGUUUCAUUCAAAUUUAACUUUGUAUGGACUCUGCUAAUACUCAACUGAAAAAUUGCUAGUUCAAUUCCAUAUUUUGAAUUUUUGGGAAUGGAGGGAAUGUGUAGAAUUUCAAUUUUAGUCUACUUGUUAGUUUUGGCCAACUUUGGAUCGGUUUGGGCUCACGGUAAUGGUUUUGGGGAGCAGCCACUAUCCAAGAUUGCCAUACACAAAGCCACUUUUGCUCUUCGUGACUCUGCAUCUGUUAAUGCAUACCCUACUCUUCUGGGUUUAAAGGGAGAAGAUACCCAAUGGGUAACUGUAGAUUUGGAACACAAUGAACCUGCUGCUGAUGAUUGGGUAGCUGUCUUUUCUCCUGCAAAGUUCAACUCAUCAACUUGCCCACCUGUAAAUGAUCCAAAGGAGCAGACUCCAUACAUAUGCUCUGCCCCAAUCAAGUACAAGUAUGCAAAUGAGUCCAAUUCACAUUAUACAAAAACUGGCAAAGCUUCUUUGAGGUUCCAGCUGAUAAAUCAGCGAGCAGAUUUUUCUUUUGCAUUAUUUUCGGGUGGGCUGUCAAAUCCAAAAGUUGUGGCAGUUUCAAAUUUUAUAUCAUUUGUCAAUCCAAAAGCACCGCUCUAUCCACGUCUUGCUCAGGGAAAAUCUUGGGAUGAAAUGACAGUUACCUGGACAAGUGGCUACAACAUAGAUGAGACAGUUCCAUUUGUUGAGUGGGGACUGAAGGGAGAAAAUCAAGUGAGAUCCCCAGCUGGAACAUUGACAUUUGGUCGACACAGCAUGUGUGGUUCACCUGCAAGAACAGUUGGAUGGCGUGAUCCUGGUUUCAUACACACAAGUUUCCUAAAAGAUUUGUGGCCUAAUAAAGUGUACACAUACAAGAUGGGUCACCUUUUAUCUAACGGUACGUAUAUUUGGAGCAAAAUGUACUCCUUCAAGUCAUCGCCAUACCCUGGGCAGGAUUCAUUACAGCGCGUUAUAAUGUUUGGGGACAUGGGAAAGGCAGAGCGUGAUGGUUCAAACGAGUAUAGUAACUAUCAACCAGGUUCGCUUAACACUACAGACCAAUUGAUCAGGGACUUGCCAAACAUAGACAUAGUUUUUCAUAUUGGAGAUAUAACUUAUGCAAAUGGAUACCUUUCCCAGUGGGAUCAAUUCACAUCACAAGUGGAGCCCAUUGCAUCAACUGUACCAUAUAUGGUUGCAAGUGGUAACCACGAACGUGAUUGGCCGAAUUCGGGGUCCUUCUAUGACAAGACGGAUUCAGGUGGAGAAUGUGGGGUGUUAGCUGAAACCAUGUAUUAUGUUCCAGCGGAAAAUCGAGCUAAGUUUUGGUAUUCAACAGAUUAUGGCAUGUUUCACUUCUGUAUAGCUGACAGUGAGCAUGAUUGGAGAGAGGGAUCAGAGCAAUACAGGUUCAUAGAGAAAUGCCUUGCAUCUGUAGAUAGACAGAAACAACCAUGGUUGAUCUUUGCUGCUCAUCGCGUACUCGGGUAUUCCUCUGAUUACUGGUACGGUCAGGAGGGCUCGUUUGAAGAGCCCAUGGGAAGAGAAAGUUUGCAGAAACUUUGGCAGAAAUACAAAGUUGACAUUGCUUUCUAUGGCCAUGUCCAUAACUAUGAAAGGACAUGUCCCAUCUACCAGAAUCAAUGUGUAAAAACAGGGACAUCCCAUUACUCAGGAGUUGUGAAUGGGACUAUUCAUGUUGUGGUAGGAGGAGCUGGGAGUCACUUGUCUGAGUUCAGCCAAGUAAGACCCAAAUGGAGUGUAUACAGAGAUUAUGAUUGGGGAUUUGUCAAAAUGACAGCCUUUAAUCACUCUUCAUUGCUUUUUGAAUACAAGAAAAGCAGAGAUGGAAAUGUGUAUGACUCUUUCACAAUAUCAAGAGAUUACAGAGAUGUCUUGGCUUGUGUCCCUGAUGGUUGUGAACCAUCCACUUUGGCAUCUUGAUUUGAAAAUACUUUUUAUUUUUAUUAUUUUUCUUUUUUAUUUUUAGGAUUACAGUUCAUAUAAUUUGUACAAAAGUGGGUGAAAAUUAGGUGGAGAGAAAAGUAUUAUUAUUACAGCAUGAAACUCGUGCUUCAUAAUAAAAUAUGCCAAAAUUAUUUAUUUGGAAGCAUGUAAUAACUGAAUACAUUUAUUUAUUUAUUUUAUUCAGACCUGAAUAUUAUUUUGAA